AUGACGGGGGACGCCGUCUUGGACGGCCUCAUGGAGGUCUUCCCGCAGGUUGACUUCUCGACACUGAUAGAAGUUUCCAUACAGUUCAAGGAUGACAUUGAUGCGGCUGCAGAUUAUAUCGUCCUGAAUGUCGUCCCAAAUAUUGUCCAAGAGCCCAGUCAUCAAAACAUAAAUGAGGAUUUGCAUAUUCAUGGAAAUCAGCAGGCAUUUGAUGACACAAAUACACACUUAGGGCUUGAUUCGUUUGAUAACAAAACAAAUUCAAAUUCUGUACAGUUUGACCUGUCCAACAAAACCUCAGUUGAACAGGAAGAUAUCCUCACUGGAUUAUGUCCUGAAGUUUUUGAUGUUCCAUCAACAUCUGGUCAGAAUUGCAUAUCUGAAGAGUUCAGUUCUGGUUCUCUGCUAGUUGGUUCUCUGAUGCAAAACACCUAUUCCGAGAGAAACUCUGAGCUUUCAUCCUCUGGAGGUGAUAUGUCACUGCAUGAUGAUGCUUCCCCUCAUGUGACUGUACAAUCAAGCAAUUCUGUUAACCUCGAGUCUCUUGAUGAUGUCAUUGCCAAUGAACAUUACAAAAAGAAUGCCCUGAUGUCAAAUGUCGUUGCAAUAAGUGAAAUGCUACAGGAGGUAGAAAUAAAUGAAGAAAAUACAAAACGUGCUAUUUCAGAAGCAAGCCAAGCUGGUAAUGAUGUUCUUGUAAAGGUUGAGGAACUAAAAGAGAUGACAACUCUUGCAGUUGGAGAAAACAACAAGGUGGAAGGGGAGAUUUUUGCUGAAAAAUCUAUUCUAGCAGCAGAAGCACAGGAGCUUCAAUGUCGGUUGUCCAACAUUUCUGAAGAAACAAAAAGUUUUGUGCUGGCUAUCGAUAAGAUGCAAGAUACUCUUCAAAGAAGACUUGCUGCUGCAGAAGCAGAAAGAGCAGCUGCUGAGAAGGCAAAGCUUGAAAGAGAAGCAUCAGCUCAGAAAAGUCUUAAUGAACAGGAACUCCUUCUUGAAGCAGCAAAGAACAAGUCUAAGAGGUUGGAACAGGAAGCACAGGAGAACGCAAAGCUGAGAGAGUUACUGACAGAGCGAGGACAUGUUGUGGAUGCAUUGCAUGUGGAAAUGCUUGGAAUCUUUGACAGCAUAACAAAGCUUAAGCUAAGAGUGGAUAUUCAGAUUCCAGUUGAUGAACAAUGGCAACAUAUUUCAUUUAGAUUGUCUUCGUCCAGCUUGGCUGUUGAGGAGCCAGUGCAACAACUUCCAUUUGUCUCGGCUAGCUCAGCUCUUGAUGAACAAUUGCAACAAAUUCCAUUGAUCUUGUCAAGGUCUACUGUUGAUGAAGCACUGCAACAAGUUCCACCAGUUUUGUCUUGCUCGGCUUCUGAUGAACAACUGCAAGUAGUCUCACCGAUCCUGUCUAGCUCCACUUUUGAUGAACCGCAGCAACUAGUUUCACCGAGAUUGUCUAGCUUGGUGAGAUCAGCAAGAUCCACAAGCAGUUUGGGUGAAUCAUUCACAUCUAAAUGCAACUGGUCAUCUGCUCUGGAACCUAGGAUUGAUGAUGUUUCUUAUGCCAGUUUUGGCUUAGACGAUAGUUGGGAUGUAGUCGAUGAUGACGAGACCAUGGAGUCCCCAGAUAGCAUACCCAUGCUGCUCUAG
Miscanthus lutarioriparius is the source of this 1641-nucleotide messenger RNA. The record is from the annotation of a GenBank genome assembly. NCBI's taxonomy places the organism in Eukaryota, Viridiplantae, Streptophyta, Magnoliopsida, Poales, Poaceae.